UAAUGCCUCAGUAACGAGCUGCACGGUGCAGCUGGACCGAGUGGCAACUUCGGAGCAAACUUUUCACUUGUACAGCGAGCAAAACGCGGUGUUUGUGUGUGAAUGCGGUGGAGCAGCAGUCAGUCGAUGGGUUUGGGUGAGGACGGCGGUGUGCGGCUGUGUUUCGGAGCGGAGAGGAAGUGCUGUUUAGUAUUUCUCUCAUGCAGGGCAGCUGUUGUUGGAGAGAGAGCGAGAGAGAGAGAGGGAGGGGUGUGAAUGAGGCAUGACCGUUUUACAAGAUCACCAUGCAGGCCUGAGAAAUAUUGCACUGAUGCCCAUAGUCUGUGGAAACCAAAGAACAAGGACAUAGUCUCAGUAGAGUGGAGCUAGGUGCCACAACCCCAUCCUCAAAAAUGCUCCAGACUUAAGAUGCUCAGUUGGUGAGGCGUCACCAUGACGAGCCUGAAACGCUCACCCUCUGAGCGGCCUGCUGCAGGGACAGUUCAAGCCCCUGAAGAAUUUUACACUCGUCCGUUACGCCAGACCAAUGGAGGGGUAUCCCUUCUGCGUCCAGAAAACUCUUACCAGACAGGGGGCAUGAUUGGAGUGCCGAAGAUGGGAGUCCGAGCUCGGGUUGCUGACUGGCCACCUCGGAGAGAUGGGGGAACUUUGCGACUACCCAAUCCAAAUGCUGAUACGAUGACUCCCACAGGAGCUAACUCGGGUAGUCAGCCCAAACUUGGUGCUCUGAUUUGUCCUCAAGAUUCUUUCAUGCUGCAAAGCAUCCAAAAGACCCUCCAGAGCAAGAUAAAUUCAGCCAGUUGUGGAAGCUCCAUGGAAGAGCAGUUGCUCAAAGUUGACGACCAUAGAAGGUCCUCUCGUGGUAACACUAAACGCAUCCGGCAACGUAGUAAUAGUGACAUGACCCUAAGUGAAGUUGACGGUAGCGGGGAUAGUGGGGAAGAUUGGGGCACUGCAGGGACUAAGUGGUCUCCAUUGCACCGGGAGUAUGGCAGCACUUCCUCCAUUGACCAGCAUGCAGUUUCCUCCUCUGAAGUCUCAAGGAACAGCUUCUUUGAGAUGCUAAAGGGCUAUGACAGGGAUAAGCAAGACCAACGCAGCCCAGCACCUGAAAGACUGGCAGAACUUCUAACUGUCUCUACCAAAGAGCAGGAUCUGCUGGACUCUGCUGUAGAGGACUUGAAAAAUGAGUCUCCUAUUCAGCUGAGAGAAAGAGACAAACCUCCAAAGAGAAGGUCCAAAUCGGAGACGGGGGGUGAAUCAAUAUUCAGGAAACUUCGCAGUGCGAGGACGGAUGUGGAUUCUCCCAGGGUGGGUUCUGAUAUGGAGGACAACCGUCUUGAAGAUUCCAAACCUCCCUUAAAACCCUGGGUCUGCCAGAAAGGCUUUGCACAUUAUGAUGUUCAGAGCAUGUUGUUUAACAUGAAUGAGGUGAUCCAGAGCAGACAGAACUCUGCAGCCAAAUGCAAAAACACUACUUCUGGUGCCUCUGCUGCUUCUGCUUUUUCUGGUUCAGCAACAUCCACCUUAUCUUCAACGCACAGCCUGCCAUACAGCUCUCCUGGUGGCAGCCAGGAGGAACUUAACACACGGGAUAGUCCCACUUUGGACGUAGCUGAUGAUGAGGGCAGUGGACUUGUACUGAAAUGUCCUUGUUUCUGUACUGAAACUGGAGGUGACUUUAGAUAUAAGGUAGGGGUUGCUGUAGCAGGUGAGCUGGGAACUGGGAGUUCCAGGGCUUUUGGACGAGAUGAAACUACACUAAGCCACCAUUGUACCAACGGAGGCAUUGCUGUUGUAGAGGGACACACAGAUGCAUCCAGCUUACUUGGUGAUCGAGACAAGCAGUACAUCAUUGAGCAUGUGGACCUUGGAGCGUAUUACUACAGGAAGUUCUUUUACCUGAGAGAGCAUUGGAACUACUUUGGUAUGGACGAGGUGUUGGGCCCAGUGGCAGUGAGCAUCAGGAGAGAGAAGUUGGAAGACCACAAGGACCAUGGCCAGCAGUACAACUACCGAAUAAUAUUCAGAACCAGUGAGCUGACCACCUUGCGUGGCUCUAUACUUGAAGAUUCAGUGCCUUCCACUGCUAAACAUGGCACUGCUCGAGGGUUACCCCUUAAAGAAGUGCUGGAAUACCUGCUCCCAGAGUUGGACAUCUCAUGUCUGCGGCUUGCCCUCAACACACCAAAAGUCACAGAGCAGCUGAUGAAAUUGGAUGAGCAGGGGCUUAGUUUCCAGGUGAAGGUGGGGGUAAUGUACUGUCGUGCAGGCCAGAGCACAGAAGAGGAGAUGUAUAACAACGAAAUGGCUGGUCCUGCCUUUGAAGAAUUCCUGCAGCUCCUGGGAGAGAAAGUGCGAUUGAAAGGGUUUGGCAAGUAUCGGGCUCAGCUGGACACAAAGACGGAUUCCACUGGGACGCACUCUCUAUACACUGCAUACAAGGACUACGAGAUCAUGUUUCACGUGACAACCAUGCUGCCAUACACGCCAAACAACAAACAGCAGUUGCUGAGGAAAAGGCACAUUGGGAAUGAUAUCGUCACCAUCGUUUUCCAGGAGCCAGGAGCUCAUCCUUUCACCCCCAAAAACAUCCGCUCACAUUUCCAGCAUGUCUUCAUCAUCGUCCGUGUUCACAACCCUUGCUCCGACAGCACCUGCUACAGUGUGGCUGUCAGUCGCUCAAGUGAUGUGCCCUCGUUUGGACCUCCAAUCCCCAAAGAAGUGACUUUACCCAAGUCCACUGUGUUCAGAGAGUUCCUUCUGACAAAAGUUGUCAACGCUGAGAACGCCGCUCACAAAUCGUCCAAGUUUGGUGCCAUGGCCACACGCACACGUCAGGAGUAUCUGCGUGACCUGGCUGAGCGGCAUGUCACCAGUACACCGGUGGAAUCAUCUGGAAAAUUUCCUUUCAUCUCUCUGGCACAUAAGAGAAAGGAGAAAAUCCGCCCUUACGCGGGGGCAGAGCUGCGCAGCCUGGGCGCCAUCACAUGGGCAGUGCAUUUAGAGGACCUGGCAAUGGGUGCGGAGCGUGAAGGACUGCUGGCCAUCUCCAACGAGUUUAUCAUCAUCCUGGACCAGGAAAUCAAAGCCUUGGCAUUCAACUGCUCCACAAGAGAUGUGAUUGGCUGGUCGCUAGGAAGCCCCGCCUCCAUGAAGAUCUUCUAUGAGCGUGGAGAGAGUGUUUCGCUGCGAUCCAUCAAUAACAACACGGAGGACUUUGGCGAGGUCGUCAGACGUUUGGAGCUAGUGACUAAGGGCAGUCAGACGAAGGAGAUGACUCUGAGGAGGAACGCUCUGGGCCAGCUCGGGUUCCAUGUGAAUUUUGAGGGCGUUGUAGCCGACGUCGAGCCCUACGGCUACGCGUGGCAGGCAGGGUUGAGGCAGGGCAGCCGAUUGGUGGAGAUCUGCAAGGUGGCCGUGGCAACGCUGUCGCACGAGCAAAUCAUCGACCUGCUGCGCACCUCCGUGACGGUCCGAGUGGUGAUCAUCCCUCCACAUGAGGACUCCACUCCCCGCAGAGGUUGCUCGGAGAUAUACCACAUGCCACUAGUGGACUACAAAAACCACAAGGAGGGCAUGCCUUAUGAGUACAAGUUCCCCUUUCGCAAUAGCAAUGAGAAGUGGCCUCGACCCACCGCUCCUCCACAGACUGUGGUCUGCACUUCUCAGACUCGAAAUGUCAACCAAGGCCAAGGGGUAACACUAAGCAAGACGCAGAAUUCGGACUACGCAAGACGUGGUUCGCUCCUCCCUCGCAGUGUGUCCAGCGAAGGCCGACCACUGAACGCUAAAAGGUAUUCUCCAGGCUCCGAUAACUACGCCCUGGCUUGCUCCAUUGUGAUGGGGCGCUCUCCCCACACGCGCAACUCCCCCAGCAAUCAGUCAUUCUCAAGUGACUCCAGCUCCACCCACUGGCGUCAGAAGUCCAAUCCAGAUGGGUUUAAUGCAAAUCGCAGCUCACCAUUAACUGCUGAUCGUCAUAUUGUGAAAGAGUGUGUGUGGGUUGCACCCAGCUGGGUCAGAGUGGUGGAGGGAGAAGGAGCCAGUAGGACACCAUCAGACCUGACAAAAGUAAAGCCAGUCCUGAUGAGUAUUGAUCAACACCACAAAGAUCUUACCACAUCACUCUAUCCCAACGCAAACCCUAAGAGCGACGCUACGUCCAUCAGCCAAACCAGCAGCACCACGCUGUCCAGUCAGGCCUCCAGCUCCACCCAUAGUGAUGAGAAGUGGUUAGAUUAUGGUGCGAAGCUGGACUCUGAGCUGAAUGGCUUUAUAACCGCUUGUCCCCAGGGAACUUCUGCUAAUGGCGCUGUUGAAGCUGCGCACAGGAACUUUGACUCUGGUCCAGUUAGCAUCAGCUCUAAGCCUAAAGAAAAGGCCUCCGCUCACUGGGGGGAGGUUACCUCCACCUGUCCGGCUCCGCAGGUCUCCCCUGCACCUUCAGAGGCGACUCUUCACACAGAUCUCGCUGACAGUCGGGCCAAAAGCCCUCUGCCUCCAGACACCAGUUCUCAUAUUAUCAGUGAUACAGCCUCUUAUUCCAGCACUCUGAGUUCAGUGCACUCGGGCAGCCCACCGAACUCCGCUCAGGAGGAGUCAGCCCCUUCCACUUCCUCUCCCACACAUCCAUCCCUCUCUCCUGGAGCAAAGAGCUUCUACCCCCGCCAGGGAGCCACCAGCAAGUACCUGAUUGGCUGGAAGAAACCAGGGGGCACCAUCAACUCGGUGGAUUUUGGUAGCAGUCGCAAGCGGCAUCAGAGCGAUGGGUAUAUAAGUGGGCAGCCUCAGCUACGGGCCACUAUGAAGGUGAGCCAGUCCCCUCAGCCCACUCCCAGAUCCACUGUAGAGGAGGAUCUAAAGAAACUCAUCACUCUGGACAGCCCUCCUCCUAGCUGUAGCAAAACUAAGCCCUUCUCACUGUCCACACAGAGUCCCCGCUCCUUACAGCGGACCUUCUCUGAUGAGAGCAUCUUUAGUGGGCAGAGGGUGUUCACGGCAGCCCGUCAGAGCGCCAGCCUGUUCGGUCACUCCACCAUGCCGCGCUCACCCAGUGCCCGCAGUGCCUCACUGCACCAACCGUCCUAUACGCAGGGUGCCAAAUCUCUGGGUGACCUCACUUUUACAGAGAGCAGUGUUUUUGAUGCUGCACCAUGCAGGAAGCCCCAGCAGGACCCCGGCCUCAUCCCCCUUCCUGAUGCCAGCGCAGACAGCGGGCUCGACUGGUCUGACCUUGUGGAUGCAGCCAAAGCGUUUGAAGUUCAAAGAGCAACAUUCUUUGCAGUGAAAGAUGCCACUUCUAGGUCAGACGCACACACCCCGGGUUCACAGAAGACGGAACUGCAGACCUCCCUACAGCAGCAUGUCUCAUCCAGUGAGAGUUCUGCCAGUCUGAUCGGGAAGGUCAGCCAGCUGGAGUCGAUGGUGAAGCUGCUGCAGGAGGAUCUGAAAAAGGAGAAGGAUGCGAAGGCCUCGUUACAGGCCCAGAUUCAGAGUCUGAGGGCAGACAAUCAGCGGCUACUGGAGGAAUCUCAAAACGCCUCGGCCAAACUGAAGAAAUUCACAGAGUGGGUUUUCAACACCAUCGACAUGAACUGACUGACCUUCCAGUGCCAUAUUGCCCCACCCAAAAUGCAAUAUGAUUCAUCACAGUGACUCUUUAGUCAUGAUGAGAACCCUGCAUGUGUUUCUAUUGUCUGGAAAUCUGGGUGGGUGGGUGUGCAUGCCCCCCCCCUUUGAGUGCCAGACCUGACUGAACUAUUUCAAUUGUUGACAUCAGGAGAGAACUACUGUAGUGUAGAACACUUUUUUUUUUUUUUUUUUGGGGGGGGUCAUUAAUUUGUUUUAUUGCUCACUUCCUCACUGUUCUUUGGCUCUCUAUAAUGCAAUGAAACACUGCAUAUAAACCGUUAAUUCACGUAUUCGAUAAAAGAGGAAAAAAUUGCAAAGCAAGCUAUGACCAGGUCCGCUAUGCUGUGCAGUUCACGCCUGUGAGAAUCGAUAUUUACGUCAAGAGACGGGUGGAUUUACCCCAUAGCAGUAGAUGUUUGGGGACCGAAAGUGUUGCUUAUUAAAGACACUAUAGAAGCCAUUCCUAUACAGUUACAGUGGACUAUACUUUGGGCAAUUACCAAAAUUUUAAACUAGAUAUAUAUUCACAUAAUGAUUGGCUAUGUAGGUGGCCAUUGGCUGGUUUACUGACACUUGUUUGAUUACUGAUGGCUGUGAGAAGGGGUACUGUCCUGCUUUUGAUGUUCCACUGAUGUACAUGAUGUUCAGAUUGAUGUAUUAAUGUGCAAAGGACUACAGUCGCCUCAGUUAUUUUCUGGCUAAGAGCCAAACUUGCAGUGAAGUCUGACUGCGGUCAGAUGUGUUGCUUGCUCCGGUUUCACUGUUAAGAUGGUGAUCGGCUCAUCUUCGAGGUACCUGUGGUUGGUGAUACUCAAUUAUGCGUCGAGGUCCACGUCUUAUUUGAACUGACCACUUUGAAACGUUUGAAAGGUCGAUACAAAUGUGAUCUACAGCCUUGUGCGUAACUUGACCUACUGUAUAUCACCUACAGUACUUGUUAUAAAGCAGGACAAGGUAUUACUGAUGGUUAGUGCCAUAAGGUAAAUAUUUAUAUCUUAUUGUGUACAAAUAAAUUAACAGCCUCUUGUACAAUUGCCCCAUAAAUAGAAAAGUUAUUUUUAAAAAAGUAUUUAUUUGUUGGAUAGUCAUUUUAAGAUGUAUUAAACCAUUUUAAGAUGUAGAAGCAAGGGAGAUUUUGCAGAGUGCUGUGUAACUGAUUUGUAAAUAAUUUUGUUCUUUUGUGGAUAAGUGAAAUGUUGCCAUCUGUUGGAGAAAAUGCCACAAUAACUUCAUUAAAGGAGUAAUUAAUAGCUCAAAGUGGCAUUUUCUAUGAUUUACAAAAUGUGGUUUACACCUCCUAAUUUUUAUUUUUUUUUAAUCUUUAUUAUAAACAAUGGCACCGGAAAAGAGAGCAAGAUGUUUUCAUGGAGUUUAAUCAUUGUUUUUAUUGUGCUUGGUAAAUUUGUCACAUUUCCCUUAGUGUGUUUCUCCCCCGUAUUUGGAUUGCUCUCCUGAUAGAGCUUAUUUUCUGUUGUCUGAAAUCUGACCUCCUCUCUGCAGACAUUACUGGAUCCUCUUUCCUGUUGGAAACUGUUAUCUCCGACGUGCAGUAGCAUGUUGUAAUAUUUCCCUUAACCUUUCACAUGUAAAGACAUUUAUUCCAUUAAAAAUAUUUUGGGCAUUUUAAA
Molecule: messenger RNA, 7262 nt
Organism: Neoarius graeffei (lesser salmon catfish)
Lineage: Eukaryota; Metazoa; Chordata; Actinopteri; Siluriformes; Ariidae
Product: signal-induced proliferation-associated 1-like protein 1
Exons: 21
Coding region: 433-5601 (1722 amino acids)
Biological process (GO): activation of GTPase activity; regulation of small GTPase mediated signal transduction
Cellular component (GO): cytoplasm
Molecular function (GO): protein binding; GTPase activator activity
Source: RefSeq, a predicted model, not a curated record